CUCACAGUCGCUUCCUCGUCCACAGAGAAAAAACCCUAAAGAGAGAGAGAGAGAGAGAGAGAGUUUCUCCACAACCCGGCGCCGAAGAUGAAGUACAACCCAAGAGUUACCUCCUCUCGCAGGAAGAACCGCAAGGCUCAUUUCACAGCCUCAUCGAGCGAGAGGCGCGUCAUCAUGAGCUCACCUCUCUCCACCGACCUCCGCGCGAAGUACAACGUCAGAUCCAUGCCCAUCCGCAAGGACGACGAGGUUCAGAUCGUUCGCGGGACCUACAAGGGACGCGAGGGAAAGGUCGUCCAGGUGUACCGUCGCAAGUGGGUGAUUCACAUCGAGAGGAUCACGAGGGAGAAGGUGAACGGAACCACCGUGAACGUCGGCGUGCAGCCGUCGAAAGUGGUGAUCACGAAGCUUCGUCUUGAUAAGGACAGGAAGUCGUUGCUGGAGAGGAAGGCCAAGGGGCGUGCUGCUGCGGAUAAGGACAAGGGGACCAAGUUCACUGCUGAGGAUGUUAUGCAGAACGUUGAUUAAGCGAGAGAUUUGUCGUAAGGUUUUUUUAUCGUUGUUUCAAAUUUUGUGUUUCGGAUAUGAACUUCUGUCUUUUGAUUUCAGUUUCGGUAAUGAUUUCGACACUUUAGCUUUUAUCUACAGUUUAAUUGAUGCUUUUAAUAUUGAAUGUUUGCUUGCGCUGA
Molecule: messenger RNA, 689 nt
Organism: Raphanus sativus (radish)
Lineage: Eukaryota; Viridiplantae; Streptophyta; Magnoliopsida; Brassicales; Brassicaceae
Product: 60S ribosomal protein L26-1
Exons: 1
Coding region: 88-528 (146 amino acids)
Biological process (GO): ribosomal large subunit biogenesis; cytoplasmic translation
Cellular component (GO): cytosolic large ribosomal subunit; ribosome
Molecular function (GO): structural constituent of ribosome; RNA binding
Source: RefSeq, a predicted model, not a curated record